AUGCGAUUUCUAAUAAAUUAUAGCAUAAUAAAAAGUCAUUUGUCAAUUUAUUUGAAUAACACUCGUUAUAUCUCUACGACUGCAGUCCCAAAAAAUUCUUUACUUCUCAAUUCAUCUAGUCUUGCUAGUCUUACUAAAAAUUCUGCUAUAAAUGAUUCACCAAUAAAAUUUCAAAAAAGGUGUUCAAAUACAACCUUUGAUGAUCAGCCACAAACUAAAACCGAAAAAAUUUUGAGAAGAUUUUGGAAAGAAGUAUCUGUCAUUACCAAUAAAGAUAAUGAAUAUCAAGUAGCACUUGAUAAACGUCCCUUAAAAACACCGAGUGGUUCUCCAUUAGUAAUUCCUUCUUCACAAAAAUCUUUAGCAAUUUUAAUCGCUGGAGAAUGGGAAUCUCAAAAAAUUUUAUUGAAACAACAUUCUUUACCGUUGACUUCUCUUGUUGCGAGAUCAAUUGAUGGAUUUGAAAAGAAUCCAACAGAAAAACGAGAUGCUAUUACUAGAUUGAUUAAAUAUUUUGACACGGACACAAUAUGGUUGGUCAAGCUUCAAAGACAAUAUUGGGAUCCAAUCGUGAAUUGGGCUCGAGAUUAUUAUAAAGUUAAAAUUAAAAUAAAUAAUAGUAUCAUAGGCGAGAAACAACAUCUGGAAACAAGAGAAAAAUUACAAGCAGUUAUUGAAAAUUUUGAUUGCUUAAAGUUAUCCGCUUUUGAACGUACAACAAUGCUUUCGAGUUCCUUUCUUAUAGGACUCGGUUUAGUAGAACGAAGAUUGACAGUAGAAGAAGCUACAAAAGCCACACGGGUAGAAACUAUUUCACAGACAAUGAAAUGGGGUGAAAUUGCAGAUGGAGUCAACUUGGAUCCGCUGCGUGUGUCUUAA
Messenger RNA from Diversispora eburnea, 879 nucleotides. Lineage: Eukaryota; Fungi; Glomeromycota; Glomeromycetes; Diversisporales; Diversisporaceae. The record is from the annotation of a GenBank genome assembly.